CCACGGUGGUUGUUUUGGCGAGUGCCCCUCUGUUGAGCUCCCCCUUAUCCGUUCUUCUCACUCCUUUGCCCGACAGAAAAACACCGUGUCCCCCCCGCCCCUUACACACACACGCACACACGGUUAGCUUCGGUAAAAGCUCGGGGGGAGGAAUCUCGCGAUUGUUGGAUUUUUUUUCCCCGUAAGGGGAGUGAUUUGGAAGAUGGCGCCCGUUGUAACUGGGAAGUUAAGUGAGCACUAUCAGCCUCUGCGUUUAACCAG
Molecule: messenger RNA, 261 nt
Organism: Nematolebias whitei (Rio pearlfish)
Lineage: Eukaryota; Metazoa; Chordata; Actinopteri; Cyprinodontiformes; Rivulidae
Product: suppressor of hairless protein homolog
Biological process (GO): regulation of transcription by RNA polymerase II; Notch signaling pathway
Cellular component (GO): nucleus; MAML1-RBP-Jkappa- ICN1 complex
Molecular function (GO): DNA-binding transcription activator activity, RNA polymerase II-specific; RNA polymerase II cis-regulatory region sequence-specific DNA binding
Source: RefSeq, a predicted model, not a curated record